AUGGAAAAAGAAAAGGAAACGGUCGAUUUAGUUAAAGUUGUGUUGGAAAAUUUAUCAUUGGUUCUUAACAAAUAUCUCGAAGAGGAAAGAGAAUACAACGAUACAGAACUGUCUAAUACUUCUAAUGAUAGAAAUAAAAUAGUAUUGUAA
This is a messenger RNA of Entrophospora sp. SA101, 150 nucleotides long. The record is from the annotation of a GenBank genome assembly. Lineage: Eukaryota; Fungi; Glomeromycota; Glomeromycetes; Entrophosporales; Entrophosporaceae.